GGAUCUCUCUAGUCCCCCCCAUCAUGUUCAGGACACCCUACAGUUCCCUUCCUUCUUGUGUCCAUUCCUCAUCUAAAGUAAGGUCAACGUCAAGGCUUUUUAGCUCUUCAGCCAUUAGGAGCAAACAACGUCUGGUCAUCCUUGGUUCUGGAUGGGGAGGCUAUGAAGUUUUGAGAGGCGUGGACAAGAAACGAUGGAAUGUCACCAUGCUGUCCCCGACCAAUGCUUUCAACUUCACUCCUCUACUUGCAAGUUGUGCAGUUGGUACCCUUGAAUUUCGUUGUGCCAUAGAACCAGUUCGGAAGUUUUCUCCACAAGUGGCUGCCUACCAGGCUUGGUGCGAUGCAAUUGAUUUCGAACAAAAGACCCUGAAAUGCAUGCCCGCCACCCCUCCGUUGUCCUUUGAGAAGUCAUCAGCACCGAUGGUGGGCAACACAACUACCGAAACGCAGUUUCCUGGCACUGGCACGCCAUUCACUCUGCGCUACGAUAAACUCGUGAUUUCAGUAGGGGCUUAUUCUCAAACUUUCAACGUUCCAGGGGUCAAGGAGUAUGCUCAUUUCCUGAAGGAUGUUAGGGACGCUCGAUCCAUUCGGACACGAAUUAUUGAGUGUUUCGAGCAAGCAAACCAACCUAUCAUAUCCGACGUUGAGCGCCGCCGCCUACUAAAUUUCUGCAUCGUUGGGGGCGGUCCCACCGGUGUUGAAUUUGCAGCAGAGCUACACGACUUGCUCCACGCAGAAAUAGAAAAACACUAUCCUUCACUGGCUCGAAUGGCGAAAAUCACGCUGUAUGACGUGGCUCCGAAUAUCCUCGGCAACUUUGACAAGUCGUUAGGAGUCUAUGCUGUAGACAAAUUCCAGAGAGAUGGUAUCAGUAUUAAGACAAGGCACCACGUUGAACGUGUUGAAAAGGACAAAAUGUUCGUAAAGGAGCAAGGAGAAGUCCCCUUCGGCCUUUUGGUUUGGAGCACCGGUUUAGCCCCUAACCCACUUAUCCAAUCGAUCAAAGAAGUUUCGAAGGACGAGAAAACCCAAAGCCUUCUCACCGAUGAACAGCUGAAUGUCAUCAAGCAGGAUGGUACGCCAGACCCUAACGUAUGGGCUAUCGGUGAUGCUUCGGUCAUACCAAACGCUCGUCUACCUGCAACUGCUCAAGUUGCUAACCAGAAAGCAAAGUAUCUCGUCAAGAAGCUAAACAAGAUUGUGAAAGACCAAGAACAUACGAAGCCAUUCGAGUUCCUUGAUCUGGGGAGUAUGGCGUACUUAGGAGACUGGAAAGCUAUCUAUGAUAGGUCAGGUGCUGAUACAGGGAUCAAGACGAAAGAAUCGGGGCGACUAGCUUGGCUCCUAUGGCGCUCGGCAUACUUCACGAUGACCUUGAGCCUGAGAAAUAAGAUCUUGGUACCAAUGCACAGGUUCAUGAACUGGAUUUUUGGCCGUGAUUUGACGCGCUUCUAAGCGCAUCGACUUAUCAUACCAUCAAGAGCAUUAAUUUAGGUAAAAUACGCAAGACACUACUCCCAAGGGAACUAAAUAAAUCCAAUUUUUAGAUAACGACACAAUCAUUAUAGACAGCAUAAGUCUCAUUUUCCGAGAUAUAGAGUAGCAUAACCUCCCCACUAUGUAGUAUAUUCAGUCCGUAGUCAGUUCUGAUGAUACAAGUACAACAAUACAACAAUCGCCGUAAUAUAACAGAUUUCAAGAUUUUGGCAGACAUUGAUCUUCUUUUCCCCUUUUCUUCUACGAUUCCGGUGUCGACGCUUCGGUAAUUAAUUAGCGGAUGGCACAGGUUUCCUAUGCACUCUGAUCUUUGCCUGGGGCAGUUGUUGAAAU
This is a messenger RNA of Serpula lacrymans var. lacrymans S7.9, 1835 nucleotides long. RefSeq lists its product as uncharacterized. The transcript has 19 exons. Gene Ontology annotation, molecular function: NADH dehydrogenase activity. Bases 24 to 1460 code for a protein of 478 amino acids. NCBI's taxonomy places the organism in Eukaryota, Fungi, Basidiomycota, Agaricomycetes, Boletales, Serpulaceae. The record is from RefSeq and is a predicted model, not a curated record.